AUUAUUUUUACACGAAUUUGAAAUAACACGAGUAAAUACGAAAAAAUAUUUCUAUUUUUACACGACAUAAUUUGAAAUAACACGAAUACAAAAAAAAAACAAAAUUACUUUUUUUACAUGAAUUAUUUGGAUUUAACACGUUUUUUUUCAAUGAAUUUUUUUCUACUUAAAAUAAUUCUGGUGUGUAUUCUGAGUUAUGUCUAUGUAUGGGUAAUUUCUGUUUAAUUUCUGUGUAAUUUCUGGAAAUGCGGGAUUCCCCGAAUUAUUGAAAAAGUAAAAACGUACAUAAUGUAUUGUACACACAAUUUAGUUCCUAUUUGACAAUUAUAAUUGAAAGAUCGUUCGUUUUUGCUGAUUUUUAACAAGUGCUAAGUAAAAUAAAGUAGAAGCUCAUAUAAUUUUGGUAGACCAAUAAUAGCCAUACCCAUGUUACAUAAUUCUCCUGCAUUAAAAAUGAGGAAAGCGAUCAGCUUAGAUACCAAAAUCAAAAUUUUAGAUCAACUUGCAACGGGACAAGGCGCAACGGUUGUGGGAAAUAAUUUCGGAAUCCAUGAAGCUACUGUAAGAACAAUUAAAAAAAAUGAAACGGCAAUUAGAGCAUCAGUAUGUUCUGGAACAAAAUUAAGUGCAAAGUCAUCAUCGUAUGUAAGGGAUGUUGUUAAAGAGAAAAUGGAAAAAGCUUUGGUAAUCUGGAUAGAAGACAAAUCCCAAAAGAGAAUACCAGUAGACGGACUUGCUAUCAAGCAGACAGCAUUAAGAAUCUAUAAACGUAUCCAGGAAAUUGAUCCAGAUACAUCAUCUCAGUCAAAACAACAUGCAUUUUCCGCAAGUACUGGUUGGAUGACUGGUUUUUUAAAAAGACACGCUCUCCACAAUAUAAAAAUUAAGGGAGAAACUGCAUCCGCUGAUGAAUUGGCUGCUAAAGAAUUUCCCGAAAAACUAAAAAAAAUUAUUGAAGAUGGAGAAUAUACUCCAGACCAAGUUUGGAAUUUAGAUGAAAGUGGCCUUUUUUGGAAGAGAAUGCCUAGAAGAACUUAUGUAGCAAAAUCGCAGAAAACAGCCGGUGGUUUUAAAGUAGCAAAGGACCGUAUUACGUUGUUGUUUUGUUCCAAUGCUUCACGAGAACGUAUUCUUAAGCCACUCCUAGUACAUCGUGCCUUAAGACCACGUUCCAUGAAAAGUGAAGAUUUCAAUAAAUUGCCUGUACACUGGAUGGCGAACAAAAAGGCUUGGGUAACCAGUGCAAUUUUCACAGAGUGGUUUCAGAAGCACUUCAUCCCAGAAGUUAGGCGCUACAUGAAAGAAAAAUUUUGUUUUUUGCCGCCUAAUACCACUUCCCUUAUACAGCCACUAGACCAGGGGAUAAUUGCUACGUUUAAAACGUAUUACAUAAGAAGUUCAUUUCAUUAUGUUGUAGAAAAACUUGAUAAUUAUGAGGAAUCAUCAGUCAUAGAUGAAUGGAAACAAUUUUCUAUAAUGGACUGCAUUAAUCAAGUCAAGAUCGCGUUAGAUUUAUUAAAGCCAUCAACUUUGAACUCGUGUUGGAAAAAUAUUUGGCCAGAAUGCGUAAAAUGCAAAGAUCCUGUUAUCGAUAAUAACGCUGAACUUGCUGAUAUAAUAACAAUGGCCAAUGCAAUCGGUGGGGAUGGAUUCGAUGACCUAUCGUUAGCAGAUGUAGAAGAAUUGUUGGUAGAUGAAAGCUUGAGCGAAAAUGAAAUUAUCGAAUUCACCCUUGAGACUCGUUAUGAUAAAGAACAUAGUGACAGUGACGAAAGAGAUCGUCCAAUUUUGAAAGCAUCUCUAAUUAAAGAAGGUCUUGAUCUCGCUACAAAAUUAGGUAGUCAUUUUGAACAACAUGAUCAUGACGAGGAACGAGCUGCCAAAUUUCAACGUGAACUGAAAUCAUUAAUGGCAUCUUACAGGGAAGUUUAUAAUGGGUUAACGCGAAAUAAAACUCAAUCUAAGAUAACUGAUUUCGUUCAAAAAUCUACUGAUGUCCCAACACAGUCGGCUAGAAAUCAUAAUGAUCAACAAAAUCAUUCCAGUGAUGGCAGUGAUAUUGUAGUCUUUCGCAAACGUUUACGUUUAUUAUCAGACAGUGACAAUAAAUAAAAUUGUUUAAUGUUUAAAUUUUUCUUAUGGUUGUACUUUAUGUUAUUUAAGUUUUUUGGCAAUGAAUUUCUGAUAUUAUUUUUUUUAUGAAAUCUAAAUUUUAAUUUAUUUUAUUAUCAUUUAGUUUAUUUAAUAAAUUAAAACGAAAAUAAAUUCUUAAAAUAACUACAACAAUAUUUUUUUUAUAUUAUUUAGUCUAAUUUUAACUUAUUUUUUGAGGUCUAGAACCAAUCUAUUAUUUUUGUACUUGGCCAGUAUCUUUUUUUACACGAUUUUUUUUUACACGAAUUUCUCGGGAACCAUUCUAUCGUGUAAAAACAGAAUUAGGUGUAUAUACAUAUUUUCUCUUACGCUGCCAUUACACGGGAAAAACUUGCUUUCAAGUCGAUCACACGAACUAAUGGUCAAAAUUGGCAUAAAUUGAAUUGAAAAGCCAUGAUGUAGGCUGCAGGCAACUUGAUAUUCAAUUAUGGUUACAGAUAUGCCGUCGUCAAGAAAACUGCUUCCAUUUAUCACAAAAAUGGAUUCAUAAGACUUUAUUUUUAAAUCAUUCUGUAGAUAUGUCGGAAGAUUCAUGUUCCAUAAAAUGCACUGUUUGUGUACAAUCUCAACUUUAUUCGUCAUAAAUUUUAAAAUUUUAAUACUAGUAAUUUGAAAAUUUUAGAACUCUGCACUCAGCUGAUCAUUGUUUGAUCAUCAACUUAAGUUUCAAUUGAAACGCUUCUUGCCUCAAAAGUAAGAUUCAAGUUCGAAAAGUAAAAGUGUGGUACUAAGUGUGAGUGUGUGGCAACUUGAAAGCAAGGGUUAAGUGCAUGCUGAAUUAGAUUCUUAUUAGUACAUAUUGUUGCCCCGUUUUUAUGAAAACUUUGAAAUGAACAACAUUAAUGAUUAAUUCAAACUGAUUAAAAUGAGACACACACAUACAUAUGUAUAUAUGUCGAAUACUUAUCCACAACUUAAUUCGCAGUUGCUUUUAUACUUACAAAUGAAAA
Molecule: messenger RNA, 3104 nt
Organism: Zeugodacus cucurbitae (melon fly)
Lineage: Eukaryota; Metazoa; Arthropoda; Insecta; Diptera; Tephritidae
Product: tigger transposable element-derived protein 1-like
Exons: 2
Coding region: 427-2112 (561 amino acids)
Cellular component (GO): nucleus
Molecular function (GO): DNA binding
Source: RefSeq, a predicted model, not a curated record